CUCACCACGUGACACCAGGCGGAAGAAAACAAAGGAAAGGCGCUAAUACCGUUAGCUUUCCACGUGUGUGUGCCUGAGCACAGGGACUGUUGUGUUGUUGUGUGAGCUGAGUGUGUGAGCUGCGGCAGCAACGAUGCCUUCAGUUCAGUAUCUGAGAGAGUUCAUCAACGAGCGACUAACUGCUGCUGCUGAACAAAUAUUCUUGGAGUUUGAAAAAACGAUCGUCCAGUACGAGGAAGAGAUCGACCGUCAGCGCAGACUGCUGGAUAUCACCUGGAAACCCCAAAUCAAGCUGCACAGGACAGAUGUCUUACAGCAACAUGUUCCUAAGAAGGAGGUGGUACCGACUGAGCAGCAGCUCUGUAAUCAGGAUAACAACUCCAGUCUGAAACACGGGAAACCAGAAUCUCCACAGAUUAAGGAGGAACCGGAGGAACUCUGCAGCAGUCAGGAGGGAGAGCAGCUUAUACUGAAGGAGGAGACGGAUACCUUUAUGGUGACCGCUACUUGCGACAAAAGUGACCAAACCGAAACAGGUGGGCAGCAGCUCCUGUUUCUAAGCUCUGCUGUAGCUGAGAACCAAGAUCAGGGACGAAGCGAGAAACUUGAUUUACAAUCAAUUCGAUUUACGAACAAAAGUCACAAGAAUAAAGAAGACCCGACAACAUCAGGGAGUAGGUGUAACUCUGAUAAAAGUACAAAGUAUCUAAAAUGUGAUGUUUGUGGAAAAGUAUUCCGAUAUAAUUAUGAAAUGACAAGACAUUAUAGAAUCCACACAGGCGAGAAACCGUAUUCAUGCACUAUUUGUGGCAAAGGUUUCGUAUGUACUGGCUCUUUAGCAAAGCACAGAAGAGCUCACACAGGUGAGAAGCCUUAUUCUUGUAUAACAUGUGGGAAAAAGUUUGCUUAUAACAGUGAUUUACUGAGACACCUGAAGACGCACACUGGUGAGAAACCAUAUCAUUGUAAAAGAUGUGGGAAAAUGUUUCUAUAUAAUAGUAAUUUACUGAAACACAUGCGGACUCACACAGGUGAGAAACCAUAUGGAUGUAAAACGUGUGGGAAAAUGUUUGCUUAUAAUGGUGAUUUACUGAAGCACACAAGAGCUCAUACAGGUGAAAAGCCAUAUCAUUGUAAAACAUGUGGGAAAAUGUUCGGAUACAGUAGUUCUCUGUUAAAACACAUGGGAAUUCACACAGGUGUGAAACCACAUCAUUGUAAAACAUGUGGGAAAAUGUUUGCUUCUAAUAGUGAUUUAGUGAAACACACGAGGAUGCACACUGGUGAGAGACCAUAUCAUUGUAAAACUUGUGGGAAAGUAUUUGCAUAUAGUAGUUCCUUAUUGAAACACAUGAGAAUGCAUACAGGUGUUAAACCAUAUCAUUGUAAAACUUGUGGGAAAUCGUUCACCCGUAACUCUAUUUUGACAGAACACACAAGAACACACACAGGUGAGAAACCGUAUGAAUGUAAAACAUGUGGGAAAAGGUUUAACUCUAGAACUCAUUUGUUGCGCCACAUGAAAACUCACGCUAAGCGGUGCACUAUCGAUACAAGAUUAUUGGCUUAGUGAGCUGCUUUGAGCUAAAAGUCAGAGGUUUGUGUCACAAAAGUUACUUUUUUAAAAUCUGGUUUUAAUUACCCUGUUCAGCUAUGAAUAAUUGAAAGAGGUAUGAAUAUAAAUACUGAUUUAAAGAUUAUGGUAACUUACACUGAACACAUAAGCUGUUAAAGAGCAGGUAAAGUUGAGAGGUUUAACUGGAAUGUGCAUAUAUUCAUAUAUAUAUUCAAGUAUGCAGAAAACGUGGAAAUGUUGUACUUGAUUCUCUGCUGAAUCUGCUGCUAAAUCUGUUACACUAAUUUAAUUGUAGCUAUUAGAAGAUGGAUCACAAAAAACAAAACAAUUACUUUAGUUUGCAACAAAGUAAAGCAAAUAUUUUCUUGGGCUUUGGAACUAUAAGCUUUAACAUUUAAAUGGGUCCAGUUUAAAGUAUCAGAGCUCUAGUGAGAGCCGAGUGCACACUCUUGUCAUAUUUUCAGCAAGUGUUUUAUUGGUAUAUUUUCUUUGUUUUCUAUAAUUUUUUAAUCAUUUUAUCGACAUCUGAUAAUGUCUGUUUAUUCUGACUGAGAUUUUAGUUUUGUUAAUUCAGUUUAUAUAAAGGAAGCCUGGUGUGUUGAUCUUCAUUGAUAGUAUAUGCUUCUUUUUUUUUCUAAAGGGGGGUGCUCUGUAUCGCAAAACUGAAAUCUAGGAGCUGUUUCUAUGUUUUUCCAUCUAAAUCUUAAACAUGAUGCUGUCCACUGUGGUGAUGAUGUGGUUGACAGUCUAUCAGAGAGUAAACCAGUUACACUCUCACCUGUGGUAAAUAUAAUCACUGUUUAGAACAACAUUCAUGUCUUUGGACUGUGGGAGGAAGCUGGAGUACCCAGAGAGAACAUGCAGACUCCACACAGGGAGGCCUGAGCCAACCAGGACCUUCUUACUGUGAUGGGACGGUGCAAGCCACUGCGACAACGUGCUGCUGGUUUCUUUUUGAAUAAAUAGAAGAUCUUUGUUUUGUUUUAAUUGGGGUGGUCUUUUGUAUUCAUAUGUUUUGUUUAUUUAGCUCAUUUAGUGCAUUUAUAUUAAUUUACUGUUAAUUUUAAGUUGUUUAAGAAUCUAGACUUGCUGUGAGAACCUCAGGUUCAAAGAUAGAUAGGUGUAAGCGUAACAUUUUCAUUUCUUGUUCUGCACGCAUUAAAUAAAGCACUAAACCUGUA
Maylandia zebra (zebra mbuna) is the source of this 2757-nucleotide messenger RNA. RefSeq lists its product as uncharacterized. The record is from RefSeq and is a predicted model, not a curated record. Gene Ontology annotation, molecular function: RNA polymerase II cis-regulatory region sequence-specific DNA binding; DNA-binding transcription factor activity, RNA polymerase II-specific. Gene Ontology annotation, cellular component: nucleus. Gene Ontology annotation, biological process: regulation of transcription by RNA polymerase II. NCBI's taxonomy places the organism in Eukaryota, Metazoa, Chordata, Actinopteri, Cichliformes, Cichlidae.